This is a messenger RNA of Blastocystis hominis, 1751 nucleotides long. RefSeq lists its product as hypothetical. The record is from RefSeq and is a predicted model, not a curated record. Lineage: Eukaryota; Bigyra; Opalinata; Blastocystidae. Bases 1 to 1746 code for a protein of 581 amino acids. The transcript is spliced from 8 exons.
AUGAAUUUCGACUCUUCGAUACGAAUCGACAAUUUCAAUGAAUCAUACAAUCGCACAACAGACACCUUUGAUGUUCUCAGAAACUCUUUUACUACAUCUCUUAUUUCUGGGAAGAGGUCUUCGGACAUUCAUUCGGAUGUCUCAGCCCAACCUGGAAAGCUUUUCGAUCUUCGCAGCUCGUUCUCAUCGCAUCGCGAAGCUCAUUUUACUUCUCUAAGGCCAGUCGACUCGCUUCCGUUCCCCAUCGACCAAUCCGAAUUGCAUCGCAGCAGUCUCCAAAUCCCGGACGCUCCCGACACUCGCAUCCCCAUGCAGCCAUUCUGCAAUGUUUGCACCGCCUCUCCUCCGCUCCCCGUGGAGACGAAGCCUCCCACCAUGCCAGUCUAUCACAAUCUCACAGUGGGAUCCCAAACCUUUCCACCUGCGGGAUCCCAUAUCUUUCCACCUGUGGAACCCCACUCUCCUCAACCCGUGGGAUCCCAAACCUUUCCACCUGCGGGAUCCCAUAUCUUUCCACCUGUGGAACCCCACUCUCCUCAACCCGUGGGAUCCCAAACCUUUCCACCUGCGGGAUCCCAUAUCUUUCCACCUGUGGAAUCCCACUCUCCUCAACCCGUGGGAUCCCAAACCUUUCCACCUGCGGGAUCCCAUAUCUUACCACCUGCGGGAUCCCAUAUCUUUCCACCUGUGGGAUCCCAAUCUCUUCCAUCUGUGGGGUCCCUACCCCUCCCAUCUGUGGGAUCCCAACCUCUCGAUGCCCCGCCUGUCGACGUUCAGCCGGUGCAAUUGGCGCCGUCGGACGAGUCCGUGGGGUCCACGGCCAGCACGCAGCUCUCUCAGCUCUCUCAGCUCUCUCAGCUCCCCCAGCUCCCUCAGCUCCCUCAAUUCUCGGGGAGUUUCCUCAUGGAGCCGGUGCCGGGGAGUCCGGGUCUGUUCAAAGCGAUGGGCGCGGUGCCGGUGACGGAGUGCAGCCUCAUCAUCGGGUCUCCGGUGAUCAGCGCGUCGGUAGGGUCUUCCGGAACGAACUCAUCGCUGAUCGGGUCGCCGGUACUGGGGAGCGCGAUUUCACUGCCGGGGCGCGGGAACAGCGUGCAGAUCGGCGGCGGAGGGGGCGUGGAGGGCGCUGCGGAGAGCUUGGAGAGCGGAGAGAAUGCGGGAGGAAGGCAUGGUCCGCGGUAUCGAGGAAAGAAGGGAGUGGAGCUGAAGGGAGAAGUGGACGGCGUGCCGGUGAGGUUAGGCGAUAGACCGGAUAUGAAGGUGCCGAGAAAGAGCCAGAAAUGGACGGAGGAGGAAGAUCGGUUGCUGCUGGACGCGGUGGAGAAGAUUGGCGAGCGGAAGUGGAUCGAGGUCAGCAAGUGCGUUCCGGGGCGCGACAACACACAAUGCAUGCAGCGAUACACGAAGGUGCUGCGGCCAGGGAUCAAGAAGGGAACGUGGAGUCCGGAGGAAGAUCGAUUGCUGCUGGAGUGGGUGAAGCGACUGGGGACGGGGAACUGGGAGGAAAUCGCGUCGCACAUCGAGGGGCGGAGCGCGGGGAAGUGUCGAGAGCGCUAUACGAACUACAUCGGACCGGAUGUGAAGAAGGGAGGAUGGACGGAGGAGGAAGAUCGUCUGAUUUUAGAGCUGCAGAAGCAGUGGGGCAAUCACUGGGCGGCGAUCGCACAGAAGCUGCCGCGUCGCACGGCCAACGAUAUAAAAUCGCGCUGGAAAUCGCUGAACAAGAAAGGCCAGAAGAAAACGAGCUAGUCAUC